UGUCAUUAUUCUAUCGAAGUUUGCCAAUGCUGCAACCAUGCCACUCGUUCUAUCUAUGAAGUGUUUGCCCGCAACACAGGGCAUUGGCCUGCUUAGUUCUCAUAUUUUAAAGCGAUUUUCAUCCUCAAAACGAUGGCAAGCCCGUCAGCUCAAGGAUCGUUUCACAAGGGAAGCAGCAGUGCAGGGCCUAAAAAGCCGCGCGGCCUUCAAGCUCCUCCAAAUAGACGAGAAAUACCACAUCUUUGAGAGCGGACAAACGGUUGUUGAUUUAGGUUAUGCUCCUGGCUCUUGGUCCCAAGUAGCAGUAGCUAGAACGCAACCACACGGCCGUGUCCUUGGCGUUGACAUUAUUCCGGCCCAGCCCCCCAAGGGAGUGUCUACGAUUCAAGGCAACUUCCUCGACCCGAAUAUCCAGGCCUAUGUACGCGAAUUUGUGCGCGACGCCAAUAGGGGUAGACCACAUCCUCCAAGUACGAUUUUGGAUGCCGAAUACGAUGACACGCAGCUCAAAUCGAAUGCGAACGCGAGCUCUGAUAAGCAAACCGACCCCAAGCAAUGGGAUCGCAACUACUCGGUAGAUGUUGUCCUAAGCGAUAUGAUGAUGAACACAAGCGGUAUUAGUUUCAAAGACCAUGCAGGUAGUAUGGAUCUUUGCCACGCAGCUUUGCAGUUCAGCCAAGAAGUUCUCCGCACUGGAGGGCACUUCGUCUGCAAAUUUUACCAAGGAGCCGAAGAUAAGGCCCUAGAGGAACAGCUCAGGAAAUUAUUUCGGAAAGUCCACCGCCUUAAACCGGAAUCGUCGCGCAAUGAAUCCAAAGAAUCUUAUUUCAUUGGUCUCGGUCGAAAAUAGUACCCAGAGUCAGCAUCAAACCGGGCUCAGUCAUAUCUCUUCUGCUGAAUCGAAGUCCUCAUCCCAUUCUACGUCAGCAAGUGAAGCCUCUGCUGUAGCAUGCACCUUGGGAUAUUGUCAGUGAAUUGCCUAAAGCCAAAAAGGACAAGGAAAUCCGGAGGUGGCUGGAGUUCGCAUAACAUAGGACAAGGACAAAAGAAGGGCUAAAUGGAAAGAAUGGAUAAACGAACCUCCUUGAGACCGCUCAGUUC
This is a messenger RNA of Aspergillus welwitschiae, 1101 nucleotides long. RefSeq names its product RlmE family RNA methyltransferase. The transcript has 8 exons. NCBI's taxonomy places the organism in Eukaryota, Fungi, Ascomycota, Eurotiomycetes, Eurotiales, Aspergillaceae. Bases 38 to 850 code for a protein of 270 amino acids. The record is from RefSeq and is a predicted model, not a curated record. Gene Ontology annotation, molecular function: rRNA (uridine-2'-O-ribose)-methyltransferase activity. Gene Ontology annotation, biological process: RNA methylation. Gene Ontology annotation, cellular component: mitochondrion.